CCCUCUUACGCCGCACCGCCGCUGCUCAGCUCACUCACUCCAGUCUCUCACGAGCGGGUGGCGGGCCGCUCCAUAGCUCCACACACACACUCUGCGCUUCUCGCGUCCGUUCACAUCGACCUCGACUCGCUGUCCGAAAAUGACCGUCACUGUUACGAGGCCAUCCGUGAGCCUAACCUCCUCCAACCGCGGAGAGUAGAUCCGGAGCCGAGGAGAGAGAGUAACCCACCUCUCUCUUCUUCUCUCCCCAUCAUCUGCCUCAGUCCUCCGGGCAUCAACCGAAGACAGCUAAAGACGCAACGAUAUUCGCCUAUAUCUACCGACACAUCAUUGCUUUUCAGGAUUCAAGACGGGGUUAGUGGGGAUAUCGUGGAAGUGAUUUGAUACAGGGAUUGAUUUUGUCGAUAUACGGUGAAGAUGGAUAACGUAAACGUGGAGUCGGUGGAGAAAGAGUGCGGAGCGCUCGGUGGAUUAUUCCAAGCGAUUGUCAAUGAUAUGAAGUGCUCAUAUCCUGUAUGGGAAGACUUCAGUGCCAAGGCCACCAAGCUGCACUCUCAACUCCGAACCACUGUGCUGGCAGCUGUGGCCUUUCUGGAUGCUUUUCAGAAAGUGGCGGACAUGGCAACCAACACAAGAGGUGCCACGAGGGAUAUUGGAUCAGCACUGACCCGGAUGUGUAUGAGGCAUCGUAGCAUCGAGGCGAAACUUCGCUAUUUUACUAAUGCUUUGAUGGAGAGCCUAAUAACUCCUCUACAGGACCGCAUUGAAGACUGGAAAAAAACAGCCAAUCAACUGGACAAGGAUCAUGCCAAAGAAUACAAACGUUCUCGUCAUGAAAUAAAGAAGAAAUCUUCAGACACAAUGAAAUUACAGAAGAAAGCCAGGAAAGAGCUACAGGGUCGGGGAGAUCUGCAGCCUCAGUUGGACAGUGCGAUGCAGGACGUAAAUGACAUGUACCUGUUGAUGGAGGAGACGGAGAAGCAGGCAGUGAGACGUGCCCUAGUGGAGGAGAGAGGACGCUUCUGUACCUUCAUCAGCUUUCUGCAGCCUGUCGUGAAUGGAGAGAUUGCCAUGUUGGGAGAAAUCACUCACCUCCAGGCUAUUAUUGAUGACCUCACUGUUUUAACCUCUGAUCCUCACAAACUGCCUCCAGCCAGUGAGCAGGUAAUAAAAGAUCUUAAGGGGUCUGAUUACUCUUGGUCCUACCAGACUCCCCCCUCCUCUCCCAGUAGCUCUGGCUCUAGGAAAAGCAGCAUGUGCAGCAGUGUAAACAGCGCCCACAGUAGCGCCUCUCGGUCCUCUGGUGGCUCUCAGACUCACUCACCUGGUUCGUCCUGUCGCUAUCGCAGCCUGGCCCAGCCGCUGACGACGGCCGUGCACCGCCUCAGCAGCGUCUCCUCACAUGACUCCGGCUUCAUCUCGCAGGACGCCAACGUUUACUCCAAACCCCCGUCACCCAUGCCCUCUGAUAUAACCAGCCAGAAAUCAUCGAGUUCAGCAUCAUCAGAGGCAUCUGAGACUUGUCAGUCAGUUAGUGAGUGUAGCUCUCCAACUACAUUUGGCUCGUCCUUCGCUACCUUCCGCCCUGCUCUCUCUCACACUGGCUCCAUCAGGCCUUUCUCUGUCAUACUUCCUGCGUCCCCACCCUAUAACCACUCCCCUGGAUCCAACACACCCUCUCCCACAUCAAAGGUUUCUUGCUGGAAGGAUUGGUCCAAGGUAAGUUCCAAUGAACAACCAUUGGCCAACACUCUUCAGAGAAGAAAAGAGCCCCUGGAUAGGCUGAGGGAGGCAGAAACAUCUCCCCAAUCCCAGGGCUAUUCUGGAAUGCAUUCAGAAGACCAACAGAGACCAAGGAUGACCCCAGCCAGCAUAGCUGCCAAGCAUGGGGAGGAGGUCUCUCCAGCUGCUAGUGAUCUGGCUAUGGUGCUGACACGAGGCCUCAGCAUGGAGCAGCAGAAGAGCAGCCGAGAUUCCCUUCAGUAUUCCAGUGGAUACAGCACACAAACCACCACACCAUCCUGUUCGGAAGAUACUAUUCCCUCACAGGGCUCUGAUUAUGAUGGCUAUUCGGUGAAUGGAGACACAGAGGCUGAUGGACAGGCCGAAUUCGAUAAAUCCUCCACAAUUCCCCGUCACAGUAAUAUCGCCCAGAACUACCGGCGCAUGAUACAGACUAAGCGUCCUGCCAGCACAGCAGGCCUGCCCAGCGGAGUCGGCGCUCUGGGUGGACCACCUGGCGGAGGCGGUGGGGGUGGUAUGGCUGGCACCGCCACCAUCCGCCGAACGCCAUCGACCAAACCCGGGGUGAGACGCACCCUCUCCAACGCUGGCCCUAUUCCUAUACGCCCACCCAUUGUGCCAGUCAAGACCCCCACUGUGCCUGACUCACCCGGAGGAUACGCAGGCCCACCCGCCCGUGUGGGCAGCGAAGAAUGUGUCUUUUAUGUGCCGGACGAUGCCUCCCCGGGGGCGCUGGAAUAUGUGAAGGCCUCUCCGAAGCGUUUGAGCCUUCCCAACACAGCCUGGGGCGCGGGGGGAGUGGGCGGUUUAGAGAUGAGCGUGUACGGCCAAGCGGGGGAAGAAGAUCAUUUACUGGCCGCCAACCGCCACAGUCUGGUGGAGAAGAUCGGAGAGCUGGUGGCCAGCGCUCAUGCCUUAGGUGAGGGCCAGUACCCUUUCCCCUCACAUCCGAACCAGCCUCCACCAGGCCCAGAGUCUCAGCUCGACACAGAAGAGCCACAGGAGGGUCAGGACAUGCUGGUGUCUAUCCGUCGAGGGGUCCGACUGCGCAAAACCGUCUCUAAUGAUCGUUCCGCCCCUCGGAUUUUGUGAUGGCUCGCAGAAUUAACCCCAGAAGAAAACUUUGCAUUGACUCUUUAGAAAACGAGCUAUGAUAAAGAGGAUAAAAAAUUAAAUGUUUAAAGUCAUUAGAGAAAAUACGUGAUGAAAUAAUGAAUAACAAUAAUGAAAAAAGUUAAUGAUAUGUAACAGCAGGCCGAGGCCAAUAUAACUCUUAGCGUGUCUGAACGCAUGUUUGUCUUAUUAACACGCCCAUCACCACGGCGGGAUAGUUGAACUGUAGUGAGACAAUAAACUACUGAAAGAACCAGGGACCAGGAUGUUGGAGGAUUUUUGUGUUGUCCUCCUACUUCACGGUCCCCCUAAAAUAACAGCCUCCCCAAACUAUGGACCCCAGGAAUCAGUGCUGGAGAAGCUCAACUUAAUUUCAGGGGUAUGCAGGGGCUAUUUACAAAUCCCUACCCUUCGCAACACUCCCCCCGUUCUCACCUCCAGUAAAUUUGACGUUGCAAUUUGAAAGCGUUAAUGGUAUCAUGCUAUCGUGUGUUGGUGUCUGGCCUAUUAGUAGUCGGGAUGGAGGUGAGCAGGGCUUUGCUGCAGGUCAGCUUGUGGUUGGAGAAGAGGGACGGGAUCUAUAUUUCGUUUGUACACUUCUGUCUUGUUUAUUCCGGUUUGCUUUAUUUACCGAAAAGUUAUCUACUAGGAGUAGUCAGGUAUAUGGAUUUUUGACAGGUGAGAAACCACCAUGAUAAUGUGGAGCAAUAAUUUCUUUUAUGGGGAAGAUUUUGAAGACCAGCUUUUAGCGAAGCUGUUCGUUUUUGAUGUUCAGGUGUCUUCAAAAGCAUGCGCUUUUGAAGUCUGUUAAUAAGUCUGAUUACGGCUUAUUGAAAUAAAUAAGGAAGAGCACUUUUAAGGUGAAGUUUUGACCACUAGUUGUCACUGUGGCCACACUAUGUGUGGCGAAUGCUGUGAGAGGACGCGGUUGCUUGCCCUGCUACACAGGGAGAUAAGUGCGUAUAGCGAUGUGAUAAUGUAGGAAGAUAAGAAAGAGAGAGAGAGAGACAGGAUGUGAAUCAGAAGAAUGAUUUUGAAGGGAAGCUGACUGAUAUAUUUAAUUUCCAAUUCGAGUUUGUACGUUUCAGGAACAUUUAAUUUUUCAACUUUUUGCUAGGAUGCCUCAAACCCCUAAUAUAUCCGUAGACAGGGAGAAGAGCUUAGAUGAAGGCACACACCUGGCUGCCAUUUUUGGGGAAUUACAGUACGGAUCUGCGGAGGGAAGAAGGGAUGAAAAAAGGAGAGAAUGAACUCUAGGAAGAAAACUCAUCCAGUUGUUUAUGAUAAAAGCAUUCCACUGCCUGUCAUAGAUAAUAUAGGAAUAAAUGCCUAGAAAAAAGCUUGCCGGUUACGCCGGUUCCUGGCGUCUUUAUAACCACGAUACUGUAACCGGAAUGGUGAUUCCCUGUUAUCACCUGACGGGAAGAACGCAAUGCUCUGUGAUGAUACUGGAUGUGGCUGGUGAUGUAGUAGGUCAAAACGUAGUUUUAGUCAUGUAGUGUCUGUCUGUGAGUGACUUUCUGUUCUCCCAAGAUUCCCUAUCACCCCUGCGGUCAUAAAUAGUGUUGUUGCACAAUGAAUGCCAGACACGUAUUCCUUUAACGCCGUACUUUUCCGACUUUUGUUUUUAUUUAUUUUGCAUAAAUAGAGCACUCUGUUGUAGGAAUGCCUGUAGCAUUAAAAAAAAGGAAAAAAUGUACCUCUGCUUUGCGACAGUAAGUACGGAUGUGUCUGAACUUCUGCUGAAAAUAGCACUGUUCUGGAACGCUGGGACCAACAUAGAGCAAGCCGAAAUGAAAGAACAGGGUUAACAUAAUCGAGGCCAACAAUAAAAGAGCAGGUCAUCGUAACUUUGUACAUAUUCAUGAAUAAAUAUAUUCCCACACAAUGUUGUUUGGUGAUGGUGGUGGUCUAGGGAUGGGUAAAGAAUCAAAUGCACAGGCUAUGGCAGCAAUAAAGUGAACUGGUAUGAAGUAUCAUAUCUUUAGUUACAUAUCCAAUACGUGUCAACAGAGUUUGCAUGCAGAACUUCAUUUUACCGGUUUUCAAUGCAGAGUUCAGCGCAAGUGAAGGAGUUUUGAAUGGGAAAGUAAUGAAAGAGUAGUAUGAGGUGAAGAAAGGCAAGGCCGGUGUACAGUAAUUGGUGAGAGAUACAGUAAGGAGUGAAGUGAAUGGGAAAUAAAAUAGAAAAGAGUUUGAUCACUGGUAGUUGGCUCACUUUAUUGUAACACCAGUCUCUGUUCCCGAGGUCAGGAAGCAAGGUGACACUUAAAAGCUUCCCGGAGGAAGCGAGGAUUGAAAAAAAUAUUGCUUUUAAGCUCUGCCGUCAGCGUCUCGUCUCCAUACUUGCCCCAUGCAGCAGCAUUGAGUCUUUUGGUUCUCAGGUGAUAUACAUGCGUUUGUGCAGUCACGUUUAACUCGCGUCUCCUGCUGUACGUCACGUUUAGCUAUAAGUCGGCGUUCGUAUGUUAGACCUCACAGUUCAGCUGUGAAAAUUAGAUCUUAAAAUUUUCUAAAGCUCAGGAUUCACAGAUUGUCUCUAGAGCAGCCCUGGUUAUUUAAAGUAACUCUGGGUGGAAGAUGUGGUUUAGAUGUGCUUCGGUGGUUUGUACAUUUCAUUUUGAGGGCAAUAUUUUGACAGUACUACAGAAUGACAGAUAUUGUUCUUACUGCUUGCUUUGUAGGGUUAUUUGGACCCUAAUACCACCCCUACAUGCACAUAGACACACGCAAGUUUUGCCUUUACAUCUAAUUUAUUGAGCCAAACAAAUGCCAAAAUAUUGAAUUUGGCCAACCCCCGGUUGUUUACAUUAAGUAACAACCGAUCGUGUAUAGAGUUAGCGUACAAUCAAUAAAUAUAACGUCAGCCUUAUGAAACUUCAUGCCUUUUUUGACAUUCACGUUCUGUAACCCCCUGCGAUGGACUGGCUGUCUACCCAGGGUGUAUCUGCUCCGAGAUGCUGGCAUCUCCAGCCCUCCGUGACCCUGCAGAGGGUAAGCGGGUUUGGAGAAUGGAUGGAUGGUUGCUACAACCCCCUCACCAUUUUCAUUUUUAAUCAUGCACCACACCUAUAGAUGGCUGUGGACAAUACAUGGGCAUGUGGUGCCACCAAUGCUAAUUUGGACUUCCUCACCCGCUCACGCUCCGAUUCUCGAAGAUGCCCUAAAAGACAUCUGUCUCCCACGCUCAGUUCAGCCACGACGCUACAAUCUGCCCCCUCUGCUGUCUCAGCCGUGCCCUCACGAAGGGAGGACUUGGCAACCAUGAAUACUGAGCUGAACGCAGUCUUUUCAUUGCUCCCCCCACACACAAGUGGCAUCGCACAUGCCCUUAUUUCCACUAAAUUCAUUACGGAGCCGAAUUAGCAAGCAUAAUAGCUCAACACAUUUAGCCAGUGUACUUUAUUAUGUUUCUUCAUUUCAUUCACAUGUUAAAGAUAUAUGUGCAUUUGUUUUUUUGUACACCCCAGCCCUUCCUCUGACUGAUUUAAGUAACGCUACAGGUGUUGUUGUCUUUGUUUUUGCCUCCUCUCUUAAGCUUCCGCUUUAAUUUAUUGUGCUGUUUUCCCGAGGCUAAUUUUGCCACUGUUGCUGAUAACAUAAUUUCCUUUUUUGUAAUAUUUAUCCUAAUUUCGUUAAGUUUAGUCACAGCUAAUGUAACAAAACACACUGUGAUGAUUCCAGUAUUAAUAAAAGUUGUACUUAAACUGUG
Misgurnus anguillicaudatus (oriental weatherfish) is the source of this 6568-nucleotide messenger RNA. The record is from RefSeq and is a predicted model, not a curated record. NCBI's taxonomy places the organism in Eukaryota, Metazoa, Chordata, Actinopteri, Cypriniformes, Cobitidae.